This is a messenger RNA of Cinclus cinclus, 703 nucleotides long. RefSeq names its product centromere protein S (gene CENPS). Lineage: Eukaryota; Metazoa; Chordata; Aves; Passeriformes; Cinclidae. The record is from RefSeq and is a predicted model, not a curated record. Gene Ontology annotation, biological process: resolution of meiotic recombination intermediates; replication fork processing. Gene Ontology annotation, molecular function: protein heterodimerization activity; chromatin binding. The coding region runs from base 34 to 456 and encodes 140 amino acids. Gene Ontology annotation, cellular component: FANCM-MHF complex; Fanconi anaemia nuclear complex. The transcript is spliced from 5 exons.
AAGCGCGGAGGGCGGGCGAUCGUGAGGACCGCGAUGGCGGCGGCGGCCGGCGAGGAGCAGGAGAUGCUCGCGCAGAGGCUGAAGGCGGCGGUUCACUACACAGUCGGGUGCCUGUGCGAGGAGGUGGAGGAGGACAAGGACGUGCAGUUCAGCAAACAGAUCGUCGCGGCCAUCUCGGACAUCGCGUUCCGGCAGUGCGAAAUCUUUGCAAAAGACCUAGAGAUGUUUGCAAGGCAUGCAAAACGAACCACAGUCACUGCAGAAGAUGUGAAGCUUUUGGCUAGAAGAAGUAAUUCUUUGCUAAAAUAUAUCACUCAGAAGAGUGAAGAACUUGCAUCAAGUAACAUGGAGCAGAAGGAGAAGAAGAAAAAGAAGUCCAGCACAUCUAAGAGAGAGAGAACUCCUGAGGAACAAGAAGCAUCUGUGACUGAAAAUGAAGAUUCCAAUAUGGCAUAAUUUAUCCUUCAAGUAAUAUUUCAGGUCAUUUUCUCUUACUAGCCUAGAGAAACCAGAAUUAGCCUAUUCAUCUUGCAGAUUAGCUCCAGGAAUGAAUCUUUAGGUUGUCAGAUGAAUGCAAUUGGAAUUUUAUUGUUCCAAAAAUGAAAAGUCUGCCAGAAUUCAGUAAGCUUACAGCCAAAAUGCCUUAAUUGCUCACAAAAGGUAUCUGUUAUUAAAAUCAAAAUACUUUAAAUAAAGAGUUUGA